This is a messenger RNA of Cottoperca gobio, 4333 nucleotides long. It is a transcript of the gene pag1, whose product is annotated as phosphoprotein membrane anchor with glycosphingolipid microdomains 1. Gene Ontology annotation, cellular component: plasma membrane; membrane raft. Gene Ontology annotation, biological process: negative regulation of T cell activation; intracellular signal transduction. The coding region runs from base 381 to 1733 and encodes 450 amino acids. The record is from RefSeq and is a predicted model, not a curated record. NCBI's taxonomy places the organism in Eukaryota, Metazoa, Chordata, Actinopteri, Perciformes, Bovichtidae. The transcript is spliced from 10 exons.
UCAGAGCGGAGCAGACUGAAAUGAACAGCUCCGUGUCCCUCACGUUCAGAAAUGUGCGCAGGGUGAAUAACGAGUCGCAUCGCUGUCUGUGUGUAUCCUUUUCAGAACACAUCACCCUCAUGUCUUUAAUGCAGCACCGGAAGCUUUAGACGAAGGAUACACGCGCACUUAACAAAUCCAACCACUUUCUGUUCAACCAGCCGCUGAAUGCAGAUUUUGGGAUAGCUUGCUUUCACUGAUUUCGAGGGGGACAGCUUCCAAGUUUCUGGUCUUGUCCGAUCAACAGUCCAGAACGCAAAGGCGAGGCCGACCUGACUAAUCAUCCAAGGUGUGAAGCCGGUACCUGUCCGAUGUCCUCUCCCCCCACAGUGUGAUGCGUCAUGGCUCCGGUGCUGAGUGGAGUGUGGUGGGGGCCGGAGGCGGGUGUCAUCGGGUCGGGGGCGGCGGCUGCUACGGGGGUGGCGUCGUGGCUGGGCAGUGGGCAGCUGGUUCUGGUCGUCACCCUCAGCACCCUCACUGCCCUGCUGCUGGUCUCUGUGCUGCUGCUGCUGUGUGCUAGCUGCCAGGGGCAGAAGAAGGCGGUCCAUGGACAUCCGGCAGGAGACCAUGAGAACCUCAUGAACGGAGUGUCGGACAGAGACACGAUCAGCCAAUCAGCAGACAGUCCAGCGACGGACGUGGCCGUCAGCAGCUCUCACAAUGGUCCUCUUACCAGCGGUACAAUCCUCACAGACACACAGGACGCCAGUCCCCAGCCGUCAGAGGAGAUGCUCUCCAGCCAAUCAGAGCUCAGGUCCUCUAAGUGUCCUCAGGACCGUGAGCUUCCCAGCAUUCCUGCCAACAACGCCCUUAUUGGGGAUGGACCCCCACCCUCAGGGGACAGCACCUAUGAGGUGGUAAAGGAGAUUGCAGUGGCAUCACGUGACGUCAGCGUGGAAGACUCCCUGUACGAGACGGUCAAGGAACUCAAAGAGCCGCCCACACAGCUCAGCCUCCCCAACGGUACCAUCCAGCUGAGCCCCGACGAACCUCCCCAUCAUCCCCCCGCCCUUCUCAACGGCCACCUCAGCCCCUGCACACCUGAGCGGGGGCCCCUGUGCGCAGGAGUGGAGUACGCCUCCGUCGACCUGAAUAAGAAGAGCCGUCACAGCGCCGACAUGGAGACCAAAAGGCGUUCUGAUAAUGCCAGCGUUCCCUCCCGCAAGCCUCUGGAGGAACCAGAGGAGGACUUGCCUCCUCCGGUACCAGAGAAGGUUCUGGAUGAAAAUGACAACCAGCCAGUGAUGAUGAAUGGGCUGGCCGGGGCUGGCCUGCACAAUGGAGAGUUACACUCCCCUCUGUCUCCUGCACCAGGGUUCGGCAACCACAUUCUGUCAGACAAUGAGUCAGCAGUGUACUCUACAGUCAACAAAACAGAAACUGAUGCUGUGAACGAGGAAGACACAGAGCACGACUACAGCAGCAUCGCAGAAUUCAAAGGUCUCGUAACGGCCUCUUCCUCUAGUGACCUCUACGCCACUGUCAGAGAUAUCUACGCCCAGCCCGAUGAGCCCCAGCCGGGGGAAGACCCCCUCUUGGACAGCACAGAUCCCGGCUACGAAACCAUCCGCAUCCGAAAGACUAGUAGCUCGGAUGAUGACCAAAGGGCGGAGGGGUCAGACGCUGCCAAGGUAGAGCCCGACUACGAGAGUUUCGGAGAGUUGGGUCUGGGACGGGAAACGUCCCGCCUCUGAGAUCUUCCCCUCAUCGCAUUAGGCUGUGGCGGUGUGGGAGAAACCUCCUCUCUGACAUCUUACAGACGUCACUGCAGUGCUUUGAACCUGCUACCAAGCAUGCUUUUGGUGCAUGCCUUGGGGGAAAUGGCAGAAAAUGGUGCACCACAGCAUCCAUCAACAAUGCAUGAGUGUCCUCUUUACAGCUUGGGUACGGUUUAUCAUAACUGAACUUUUAAUUUAUCAACCACAGUGAAUGUCAUUGGUACUGGUCGGCCGUAAAUAAACUGCAGUGCCUCAGUUAUUGGGCAUUAAUCAUGUGGAUGAGUGCACUUUGGAUCAUCAUUGAAAACCUCUUUUGUCUUUUUCACAGGGCAUAUCAUGGACACAUUUAACCACACUUGAUUGUGGAAAAAGAUUAAAUAAAUAAACAAAUAAAUAUCAAAUCACAAUAUACAUGCAGCGUUGUAAGGUUUAGCUGAGGAUACGAUCAGUGCCUGUGAUAUAAAAAAGAUACCAAGAAUUUAUUGCCAUAUAAUCAUGAAAUUCAUGCACUUACUGUACAUAUGAAGGUAUUAUUUCCCACUGCAGCUGCUAGUGGCUCUCUAGCUUCUUCUAGGUGACUCAGUGUCAUGUUUUAUUGAGGUGUCAGAUGAUGCAUUUCUAGCUAUGCUUUGUCAGGUUGUGCAGCACCUCCACUUUCCAUUCUCUGCUUGAAAUUCAUGUUCAUGGGUUUUAGGCAUUGAAAGCAAAAGCCAGGAGUAUCUGUGACCAAAUGGUUAGCUGAAAGAAUUCCAUAUUUUACGCCUCAAAAUAAAAUUGAGGACUUUUUGAUGAAGGGAAAUAAAGCGAACCCACAUGAGCUUUUACAAUACACUUUUAAAGCGUUUUUAAACGUUUUACAGUCCAUGUCAACCUUUUUUUUGUGAAAUUCAUAUUUAUUUGAAGAUGCAUAUUGAUGUGUGAAUGUGAAAUGUUACACACUUACGUAGUAUGUCUGUGAGAGAAAAGUACAUAGUGUUUUCUAGAAGUUUCUAGCAUUUUUAUUGAGAUACUAAAUGAAAGGUGGUUGUGAAGUUAUGACAGUUGUAAAGGUACGCUUUCCCCUGACUUUAUUUUUUAUUUGUAAGAAUUCAUUGUAUGAAAAAAAACUAAAAACAUGAUGAGAACAUAUAUUCUUUUUUUUUUUUUCAUUUUGCACAGGGUUCAAAACUAAUUAAAAAGAGGUGUAACAUGAUAAAGUGACGAACGUACGUUGUUAAAACCAAUUCAACUGUACUGUUUUGGUAGUCAUGUUAUUUUGAGCCUACUCUUGGUACAGUAAACAGCCUUCAGUUGGCAUCCCGGAUGAUCUCAAAGCACAAGGUUUAAUAUCACGGUACUGCAUUUAUAUACAGCUUAUUGAAAGCAUCAUCACAAUCUAGCUUCAGCUCUGCACAAUUUGAAUAUCUAAAGCGUUUUAACUUAGUAGCACUCUGUCUGUUUGUAGCUUGUACUGACGACAUGCCAACCAAGGCUUGUAUAUACUUAGAGCACUAUUUUAACCAACUGUUAUUCGCUGGAUGUUUCAUGUAAGCUUUUACUUAUUUGUACAAUGUCCAGAGUGGUAUACUUUUUUAAAUAAGUCUGUUAAGAGCACUGAUGUAUGUCUGCCUUGUUUAAGGAAAACUGAAAACAAUGGCUUUUUUUUUAUUUUAUUGUAACUCAAAGUUGCUAAAUAACUUUUGAGUUGUGAGAAGUAGUAACCAAUCAAAUGUCAGAAAUAUGGUACAAUGUUUUUGGUACAUGCAUUUUAAGAAACAGUGAGUGUGGUACUUGUAUUAUUAUUUUUUAAUGAAUUAAUGUGUCAAUACUGUUGUUUGAUGUUACUUUUCAAAUUGAACAGGGCCAAUACUUUUCUUUGCUGUAAAUAUCUCGUUUACUGCUACAGUAUUUCCCGUCUUUGGAGAAAAAAUAAUUGUUGUCAUCUGUUUCCACCGACAUUACAACAUUACAGCAUCUCCAGCCUUAGUUCAUGUUUCAUGAGACAUGCAGGAGCUUGUUGGUGGUUUAGACAAAGACAGCUAGCCCGCGCUGACUGGUAACAGAUUCAUAAAUUACACCAGACAUUUCAAAUGCUGUAACAUCUCCCAGCAAUGCUACAGUGAAAGAGGAAAAACGGGUAAAUGAAGCCCGGAAAGAAAAAAGUUUCUGCAAAGAGGUAAUUAUCAUUGUCAUUAACACUCCCAAAUCUUACCAGGGCAACACACACACACGCACACACGCACACGCACACACACACACACACACACAGUUAAUAGAUAAUUCCCUAAAAUCACUUAUUCUCUCUAGCUGUCUUGUUCAUACAAACAGACAUUUCCCUUCAGGGAAUUGGGGUGUCUUGGAGGUCCGGAGAUGCUCCCUCACUGCCUCUCUUUCAGCUCCACUACUCCUGUAAUGAGACCAUUUGUUCCCCCUACAACCAGCAGACAACUGGAUGGUGACACCUGCCUUUGAUCACAGGGUGAAGCCUAUUUUGGAAAUUAUGUUCAUAUCUGUCACUCCACUCUGUCUGGUUUCCAUUCUCUGCAUGUAAAUAUUUUAUGACAUGAAUUGUUCUAUUAAAAUAUAUAUAUAAUAAA